UUCUUAUAUUAAUCUGUCAAUUCUGACAUAAAAUUCUAACCAACAAUUUAUCAAUUCCAUAACCUCAAAUCUUUUAUAAAACUGUCUUGCAAUAAUAACAAUGUUUAAAUACUGUAAUUUACUGUUUUAUAGGCCCGACAUACGACAUGUAACACUAGGGCAUUUAAGUAGUUCAGCUGUUGUAAGGGAAAAGUGGGACCUUUUAACAGCAGUGUGUUUGGAACGAAAACCAUUAAUUACAACACCUUUAUUAAAAAUUGAAGAGGAUUAUAAACAUUUGCAGUCACAAAUUGAGUUUGAACGAAGUUUAAAGUCAGAUCAUGAAGUACGGCAUGAGAAAGAACAGAAGCAGUUGGAACAGUUGAAGAAAGGUGCGGAUAUAGAGGUACAUUUGAAGGACACUGCCCAAGAUUUAGUUGAUGCCAGUACAGAGGAAUUUUCCAAAUUUAAAUUCGCUAGCAGAGUAACUGAAGCUGAUAAGAAAAAUGAUCUCAAGUCACUCAACAGAAAACUAGAUAAACAUCUAGUUCUAGUUACAAAACAGAAAAUUGGUAAAGAUAAUUUUUAUCUGCUACCACAGGCUUUGAGACAAGAUGGAGAAACCUUGCGUCAAACUGCGGAAAGAAUUGUGAAAGACACUUGUGGAGGCAACUUGAAGGCGAUGAUAUAUGGUAACGCUCCAUCUGCUUUUUACAAAUAUAAGUAUCCUAGUAUUGCAAGAAAAGAUGCGGUUGGAGCAAAGGUUUUCAUUUACUUUGCGCGAUAUGAGAAAGGCCAAUUAGAAAAUGAAAAAGUUGAUUACAAAUGGCUAGAUCGAGAAGAACUUGCGAAAAGUCUACCGAAUGACUAUGUAAAAAGUGUUUCACAAAUGCUUAUUGAUGAGUAAUUUUUGUUGGUAGUUUAAUAAACAUAUUUUGUAGA
Messenger RNA from Tribolium madens (black flour beetle), 921 nucleotides. RefSeq names its product 39S ribosomal protein L46, mitochondrial (gene mRpL46). Lineage: Eukaryota; Metazoa; Arthropoda; Insecta; Coleoptera; Tenebrionidae. Gene Ontology annotation, molecular function: structural constituent of ribosome. Gene Ontology annotation, cellular component: mitochondrial large ribosomal subunit. Bases 101 to 886 code for a protein of 261 amino acids. The transcript is spliced from 4 exons. The record is from RefSeq and is a predicted model, not a curated record.